This is a messenger RNA of Magnolia sinica, 2478 nucleotides long. RefSeq names its product protein PHYTOCHROME KINASE SUBSTRATE 1-like. The transcript has a single exon. Lineage: Eukaryota; Viridiplantae; Streptophyta; Magnoliopsida; Magnoliales; Magnoliaceae. Gene Ontology annotation, biological process: phototropism. The record is from RefSeq and is a predicted model, not a curated record. The coding region runs from base 661 to 2166 and encodes 501 amino acids.
UUCCCCACAACACAAGCAGCACAGAAGCUUCUCUCAAGUGAGAUUUUUGCUCCGCAUUCCCACCUUUUUCGAUACAUCUCUUCAUUUGCAUCUUUUCUGAAUUUUCAGGAGAAAACGAAUUUUCUCUGUUUGCGUCUCUUCGUUCUCUUUUCUUUUGUAAAGAGACUGGUUCUCUUCUUCUACAGCAUCUUAGGCUUCCUGAAACCAAAUUCCUCCACUUGGGUCCUUCUAUAUUAUUCUUGCACCUUAUUCAAGUGAAUUUCUUCCCAUUUUUCGUCUUUUAUUUUCUUUUGGAACAUCUCAAGCUUCUUCAAAUCAAAUUUCUUCUCUUGGGUCCUUUUUGUUUAUCAUUUUUUUUUUUCUUCAAAGGGAGUGGAUCUUAUAGAACUAGCUUCUAGAGUCAAAAGUCUUCUCUUGGGUCUUCUUUUUAUUUAUUUAUUUUUUUUUCACUUUUGUAUACCUUGUUCAUCGAGUGUCUAUCACGCUUAUUUAAUUGAAUUCCUUUCCUUGGGUCCUUUUUUUUUUUUCCUUCCGUUUUAUGAGAUCUAGAUCUUCUAGAGAAUACAAAGCUUCUUAAAAUCAAACACCUCUCUCUCUCUCUCUCUCUCUCUCGGCUCGGAUUUUCCAUACUCCAUCCAUUUACUCUCUUUCUCAAAAUCAAUGGCUGUAGCUACAGUAACAUCGGCCUGCAAUGCCACCACUUCCCAAAGCUUCUCCUUUGAAAACAAUAACGGGGCCCACCUCCGCGACGCCUCAUUUUCAUCCUAUCUGAGCAAUGACGACGACAUCUUCACUCUAAAACUCGGAGAGUCGACUCGGAGCCUGACUCCCAUCACAACCACAUCCCCAGAGCCUGCGUAUCAAACAAGCUUGGAAUUGAAGUGCAAUCAAGAGACCGAGAUCGACGUCUUCAGUGCAGAGAAAUACUUCAACGGAGGAAUAUACAAGGAGGAAACGGUAAUUCCUGAGAUGGUCGGGAAGCAUCAUCCAAACAAAGACGAGAAAAUCAAUAUACCACGACCAAAGACUGCAAUUAAGUCAUCGACUCCAAGCGUCCGCUCGGAAGCAAGUUGGAACAGCCAAAGCGCACUGUUGCCAAGCCUUCGAAAAGACCCGUCGAUGAAUGCACGGAAACAGGCGAGCGGUAAGCGAUUUUUCAUUGGUUUUGGUUGCAACUGUUCUGGUAAGAAAUCCGUUGACAUUGAUGAAAUUUCAAGCCAUUCCAAGAAAAUCGUCGAUCUUGGGGAACCUCGAAGCACGGAUAUCUUCAUAAAAGAACCAUCUGAUGUCGGCCGGAAUCUGACAGUUUUUGCCGUGAAGAGGCAAAACCGGCCCGAGUUCCGGCAGAGAGAAGAGAUGGAUUGGCCGGUGACUGAGAAAGGGGGCGCUGGGUUCAACAGAGAAAACUGUUUUGCUUUCCCAAUUUCAAAUCCCGUGGCAGGAAAUGUGACCGUUGGAGGGCAGUUGGAAGUAGAAAAGGCGCGAAUCUCGUUGGAGGUGUUUGGUACCCCUUCGUUUAGAAAGGAGGACCCGGACUCAAGUCUCCAAACGAGGUUUACCACGAUGACUUUAGACACCGGCCGGAGAAUCGAGAAUAUUCCGGCUCCUCACCGCAACAGCGGUGGUGGUGACGGUGAGGAUGAUCUACGAAGCGAUGCGAGUUCGGAUUUAUUCGAGAUCCGAAGCCUUUCGGGUUCGGGCCACCCGUUUUUCAAUCCAGAGGCACCCGACGAUGCGUCGACUACAUGCUACGAGCCGAGCGAGGCCAGCAUAGAGUGGAGCGUGGUCACAGCUAGUGCCGCUAAUUUCUCAAUAACAUCAGAUUUUGAUGAUCGACGGUUAAUAGAAAAUGAUCCAAAUGCAAGAAAUAAGAUUACAACCGCUGCCAAAACCAAGUUAAAGGAAGGACAUCAUCGCCAAGCAAGUUCAUUGCUUGGUUGCAAGGGUGACAAGGCAGUGAAGGUUGCUACAGAUACAUACCGGAUCACACCAAAACCCGACCCGCAUAGGCAUCGACGGUCGGAUUCGAUGGCAUCGUUGGCGAGAUUGCAGGGCGAGAGGCGGGUCAUGGAUUUCGAGUCGGCACAUGCUCAACUUGCUUUCGGCACACGCUCGCUUUCACGGUCCCGAUCGGCGCACAUGUUGCAUUCUCUUUACAUGCAUUAGGACUUGUACUACAUUAGCGGACCACUUGGAGAAGAGUAUGUAUUUUUUUAAGAGUAAUGCAAGUUCUCGUGGCUGAUUAUGCUUGGAGUAUGGAGGUUGAUUUGUGUCCGUUGAUGGACGGUUGUAAGGCAAUGGAUCAAGGUGGGCCGGAGGAAUAUUGUUUGAAUUUCGCUCCUACUAGUUUUUGCAAGCUUGUGUAGCGGUUGCUUUGUUAAAAUAAAUAAAUAAUGCAUGUAUUUUUGAAAGCUUGUGUGUACUCAGAUGUUGUAAAGUUAACUGAGUAAUGGUGACUGAUUUCAUAUUUUUUUCUUU